Molecule: messenger RNA, 3675 nt
Organism: Sporothrix schenckii 1099-18
Lineage: Eukaryota; Fungi; Ascomycota; Sordariomycetes; Ophiostomatales; Ophiostomataceae
Exons: 2
Coding region: 1-3675 (1224 amino acids)
Source: RefSeq, a predicted model, not a curated record
AUGGCCGGCCGGUUUAGAGGCGACGACCAAUAUCCUCCGCGGCCGGGAAAUUAUCACACCAACAGCUCAAACUCCAUCGACGGCCGCUACCAGCGAAGUUACGAUCGCAACCAUGAGCGUGCGCAAUCCGAACAUCCCCCACGAAACGAGCAAGGCCGUGUUCCCCGGACGCUAAACUCUGCCUAUACAAGGCGACGACACAAUUCACUCAACGCCUUUGUCGAAGAUGAGCGCGAUGCAUUGGCGAGAGAGCACAAUCCAGCGUCGGCUGGCCUGUUGUCGGCGGGCGACGAUGAACCGAUACAACGCGGCGAUGUCGACCAAAUACCUAUACUGAUGGAAGUGGUCAACCCCGAGCGCCGCUUUGUUCUCAUUCCAAAAGCGCCGACUGUAGAACCGGAAGCCAAGGCGGCCGACGGCAAUGGGCGGGGACAUGGCUCAGUUGCUUCUAGUGUAUCGAGCGCCUCGAGAAACUCCAAAACCUCUCACGACUCGACCGGCUCCCCGUCUACAAUCACAGCUACGGCCUCUACAAUUACCUCCACAGAAUCAACAAUCACUCCAACAGGCUCGCCUUCCACACCUACUGGGCCGUCCAGUAGCUCGUACGGCGGUAUCCGCACGCCCCCCGCCUCAAGCCGGCAGCCAGACAAGGUCUCUGAAUACGAAGCAAACACCUGCCGCAAGUUCACUGUGCCGCGCAUCGAUUCCGAGUCGGCUUCAUCUGGCUCAACAGCAACAGAGCCCUCUAAAAUUCGAAGCGAUAAAGACGGCGUGACUGCCACUGCAAGCCAGCAUCGUCCUUCUCUUAGUACCGCAGCAGGGCUUACGGCAGCGGCGGCAGCAGCAGCGGCGGUGGCAGCGGCCACCACGGCGACAUCAUCAAAAGCAAAGCCUGAAAUCAAGAGACGAAAGAGUCGCCUCGACUUGCCGCGCAUUGACACCGACAUGCAGCAUGACAACAGAGCCCACAGCACAAACUCUGGUCGGCCGAGAUCACCAACGCCGUCUGAAUACAAAACACGCGAUCGGCACAAUGAUAGUCGUGAUAGCCGCGAAGGCUUGGGCGACAGAAAUGGCCACCGGGACAACGAUUUCUUAUCGCCAACAUUCAUCAAGCACACGACCAACGGCCGGGACCGUGCCUACUUUGAGCAAGCCAGCCACGGUCAAAACUCUAACGGCGAGUCUGACAGUGGGCGGGCCCGUUCCGGUGACUCCCUCUCGUCUCACAGUGACUGGAGGUCUCAUGACCGCGACGAGCGCAGCUCAAUUUCGGAUUCGAGCAUAAAGCGCCGGUCUACGUCAUUCUCAGAGACAGGCAGAUUAUCGCGGAAGCCUUCUUACAAGCGGAUCUCUCGCGAUGAAGGGGCCGACUCUCGUGCCGGACGCAAAUCGCCUUCUCCGCCACCGAAAUCCCGUACUCCUACGUCACCGCAGCCACGGACUGACAAACGGCCGUCUUCUCCACCACGGAAUCGUGAACGUGAACGUGACCGCGAGAGAGAUCGGGACAGAGAGCGCGGACGCGAUGGGGAGAGAGAUCGUGUCAAAGAGCGUGAUCGUGAACGUGACCGAGAGCGAGAGCGGGAGCGAGAGAGGGAGAAGGAGAGAGAUAAAGAGAGAGAAAGGGAAAAGGAACGGGAUCGGCGACUUCAAGAACAAGAUCGGGACCGCCAAAAGCCAGUGCGGCGCGACUCGAUCCCAAUUAAACGACGAGAUUCGAUGAUCCGCCCAGGUGACGGCUUCUCCGACGAACGAUCCAAAAGGAGCUCUGCCAAUACACCUCUACGACGCCAAAACAGCGAGCGCCGUCGGCCUUCGCCACCACUGCACAAAGACGAUGAGUCCGUGGUCAGCAAAGCCUCCAGCAACCCGAAUCCACGGCGCACAUCUGCCAUCGAUGACCCCGGUAUUAAUGACCGGUAUCGCUCGGCAAACUCGACCCCGCUUGCUACACCAAAACAAUCAGGGGGCCAAUUCCCAUUCAUGGCCGGCUCUCCACCAAAGGAAUUGUUUGAGGCGACCAGACCGGUGUCUCCGAGGCGGAGAGACGACCGUAGACCAGGCUCUUCAUCAUCUCCGUCUUCGUCCCCAGAAAGCCGGUCGAGGAACCCGCACGAAGGCGAUCGGCCAAGAGGUCCUCGCCCUCGUGCUACCCAGCAUCCAAAUGUAGUGCACAACCCUGCCACUGCGUCUAUGCCGAACCUACAGUCUGCACCCAAAGCGUCGACCCUUCCAAUGCCCAUCUCUCUUCCCAUUCCCAUCCCUGCGUUGUCACCGGGUCGUGCGGACUCCCUUCGCGACCACGAUGCACCUGCUCGUCAGGAACGAGAGCGAUCUCCCGUUGACUCGCUGCGCUCCUCCCGCAUUUCUUUGAAUUCCAAUCCAUUGCCACCAAGAUCAUCUGCUGUUUUUGGGCAUGGUCCCAAUUCCUCACCGUCGUACCGCCAGCCUGCGUUUUUUAUCAAUAUUCCGAGCACCGCGGCAGAUGACGAGAUCGCCGUCGAUGUGCAAAUUGUGACAGGAGGUGGUCCUCGGGAAUGGUACCCGGAGCGGCCGCCUGCGGCAACAAGACAGGGCGCUGAGCGACCGCCAGUGGACCGAGCUGAAAAGCCGCUUGUGCCUCUCUAUAAGCGUUAUGCUGAAGAUGUCUACUCUGGCCGGGUUGCGGGAUUGCCAGAGUGUCCGAGAAUCCAGUUCAGCACCAAGUACCGCGACUGGCGCACUUUGACGCCAUACAAGGAUUUCCUCAUCUGCCCGACUUGCUACGAUGCUGGGUUUGCACGGACCCAGUGGCGGAACGAGUUUGUACCGGUGACUGGUAUUGAUCCGAAGCUGAAGACGAACUGCAUCUACGGCGCCAUGCCAUGGUACCAGGUUGCCUUCUUCUUCGUGCGGGCCUUCCAGAUGCCCACGCUGAGCCUUUUGCGGACCAUGUUUAACCGAGAUGAGGAAUUGCGGCUUCCAUGCCCGGGUCCCAGACGCAUUGCUGGCCGCUGGUUCACUAUCCAGGAUCCUCUAGAUGGGCGCCCUGUGAGCAAAUUCACGACCUGCGAGCAGUGCGCAACAGCCAUCACGGUUCUUUUCCCACGACUCAAGGGUCUCUUGCAGGACAACAAUCCAACACCUCACGACACAACCAACGUUUGCUCGCUGUACUACGAGCCAGAACGAAAGCGGCUUUGGAAGUUCAUUGAUGUGCUAGAGUCGACCAACAAUGCAAGCAUGGUGAACAAUGCACCCGUGGAUGUGAAUGAGUUUAUCAACAAGAUUUUGGACAUCACCCACUACGAAGAGUGCAAGCGCGACAUCCCGGUGCGCCAGCGCAAGUGGUACUGGAUGCGGACGAUGCCGGACUUUGUGGUCUGCCAAGAGUGCUUCGACGAGGUUGUAUACCCCGUGGUCACGACGUACCGCGGUGUGGCGGGCGAUUUUUACAAGGAGCCCAAGGAGCUGGAUAUUGCGGCAUGCCACCUCUAUUCGCAGCGCAUGCGAGACAUUUUCAAGCGGGCUUGCCAGAACAAUGACAAGGAGUAUCUUGCAAAGAAGCUAGAGGAGCGGGCCGACGUGGCGGCGGACAUCACCGCGCGCAUUCAGCGGCUCCCAAAGGCGUCCUCAGCAGACGACGUUGAACAAAUGAAGCUCAUGGCGGAGUGGAAGAAGUGGGAGUAA